Messenger RNA from Notolabrus celidotus (New Zealand spotty), 4413 nucleotides. It is a transcript of the gene kif4, whose product is annotated as kinesin family member 4. Gene Ontology annotation, molecular function: microtubule motor activity; ATP binding; microtubule binding. NCBI's taxonomy places the organism in Eukaryota, Metazoa, Chordata, Actinopteri, Labriformes, Labridae. Gene Ontology annotation, biological process: microtubule-based movement; mitotic spindle organization. Bases 247 to 4005 code for a protein of 1252 amino acids. The transcript is spliced from 31 exons. The record is from RefSeq and is a predicted model, not a curated record.
AGAAGAAGAAGACGGAGGCGGAGCUUCGUGUUUGAAACUGGCGGGCUAGAUCAACAUUUCAGUCACGGACAAGGGACCAAAGUUAACCAAGAUACCCGGGACAAGUGGCUCUUUUUAGAGGACUUUUCACAUACAGUGUCCGGUAACAGUGCUGCCCAUUGUCCGCUGGACCUGUUGAAUGCAGUUUCGUGAUAUUCAAACGUUGACAUUGGAGGAAGCUUGAGAAGGUACAGAUUGUAGUCUUGCAUGAUGACGAAUGAAGAUGCGAAGGUGAUCCCCGUGCGGGUUGCCUUACGUUGUCGUCCACUGAUUCCUAAAGAAAUCAACGAGGGAUGUCAGUGCUGUCUGACAUUUGUGCCUGGGGAGCCACAGGUGAUUGUUGGCACGGAGAAAGCGUUCACCUAUGAUUAUGUAUUCGAUCCCACUGCCGAACAAGAAGAAGUCUUCACUACGGCUGUGUCCACCUUACUGAAUGGACUUUUCAAAGGCUACCAUGCCACAGUUCUUGCCUACGGACAGACGGGAUCAGGAAAGACCUUCUCCAUGGGCGGAACGUACACGUCAGCUCAAGAAAAUGAUCCUUCUGUCGGAGUUAUACCGAGAGUUAUAAAGAUGAUCUUUGAGGAGAGGGAGAAGAGGGAGAAGAGGGCGAACUGUGAAUUCCACCUGGGAGUUUCUUACCUGGAGAUCUAUAAUGAAGAUAUAUUGGACCUUCUUUGUGCAUCCAAAGACAAACCUGCCAUCUGUAUUCGGGAAGACCCUAAAGAAGGCAUUAAGAUUGUGGGUCUGACGGAGAGGCAGGUGCUCUCUGCCCAGGAGAUGGUCAGCUGUCUAGAAAUUGGAAAUUCAGCCCGCACUGUUGGUUCCACAGCGAUGAACGCCGCCUCCUCUCGCUCACAUGCAAUCUUCACCAUCACACUGGAGCAGCGCAAAGGAACUGACAAAGUCGACUCCAUUGUUUCUAAAUUGCACCUUGUGGAUCUUGCUGGUUCAGAGAGGCAAAAGAAAACCAAAGCGGAGGGAGAUCGUUUAAAAGAAGGCAUCAGCAUCAAUCGUGGCCUUUUGUGUUUGGGUAAUGUGAUCAGCGCCUUGGGGGAUGAAAGCAAGAAAAACACCUUUGUUCCUUACAGAGACUCCAAACUCACCCGCCUGCUACAAGAUUCUUUGGGAGGCAACAGCCACACUUUAAUGAUCGCCUGCAUCAGUCCUGCAGACUCAAACAUGGAGGAGACCAUCAACACGCUGCGAUAUGCCGACAGAGCUCGCAAGAUUAAAAACAAACCAAUUGUCAACGUCGACCCCAGAGCUGCAGAGACGAACCGACUGAAACAACAGGUUCAAGAGCUUCAGGUGAUGCUUCUUCAUGCUCGUGGAGGAGUCGCUCCGGUGCUUUCUGGGCCAGAGUCAGCAGAGAAUGUGACUAAGCUGUUGCAAAAGAACCGCGCUCUGCAGGACGAGAACAAUAAGCUGAGCAGAGAGCUGAGCGAGGCGGCCGGACAGACUGCCUUCAUGUUCGAGAAGAUCAUUAUGACGGAACAAGCAAAUGAAAAACUACAAAGCAAACUGGAACAACUGCAACACCAUGCGGCCUGCACAGUGGAUCUUGAGAAAGUGCUGGAGACCAUGGAAGAUCAGGAGUUGAAAGAGAACGUUGAGGUGAUGAAGAACCUGCAAGAAGUCAUCCUGGAGCUCAAGAGUGAGAGUGCAGGAAUUGCUGCUACCAUCGAUGCCAUGACUGCAGGCGAGGAUGCACCGGAUGUCUCAGGGAAUGGCAGUAAAAAUUCAUCAGACGAGUCCUCAUCAGACGUCACAGCCAUGGCUGGUAAAGACUCCCCAGAGGCCUUUACAACCCAUCAUGCACUGCGACAGGCCCAGCUGUCCAAAGAGCUGAUCGAGCUGAACAAAGUGUUGAGCCUGAAAGAAGACUUUGUGAGGAGAAUGUGUCAGAAUGAUACCCAGCUGGAGCCCAUGCAGUCAGAGCACCAGAAAAACGUACAUUCUUUACAGUCUUCUGUUGACUCCCUGCAAAAAGAGAAAGAGGAACUCGUUUUUGCACUUCAGUCAGCAAAAAAAGACACAAAUCAUGCUAAGCUGAGUGAGCAGCGCAGGAAGAGGCUGCAGGAGCUCGAGGGUCAGCUCACAGAUAUGAAGAAGAAACUUCUUGAGCAGUCCAAACUGCUGAAACUCAAAGAGUCCUCCGUGCAGAAAGUUAGCAAGCUUAUGCAUGAAAUCCAGGCAAUGAAGUCUCAGCGCACACAGCUGAUGAGGCAGAUGAGGGAGGACUCUGACAAGUUCAGACAAUGGAAGAGCAAGAAGGACCGCGAGGUGCUGCAACUGAAGGAGAAGGAUCGUAAACGUCAGUACGAGCUGCUCAAACUGGAGAGGGAUUAUCAGAAACAGGCUAACGUUCUGCGUCGUAAAACUGAAGAGGCUGCAGCUGCAAACAAGCGGUUGAAGGAUGCUCUGCAGAAGAGAAGUGAGGUCGCAGAGAAACGAAAAGAUGUCCACAACAGAGGAGUGGAGGGAGCUGCUGCAAGAGUCAAGACGUGGCUCCUCAAUGAAGUGGAGCUGUUGGUCAGCACUGAGGAGGCCCGGCGUCACCUCAACGACCUUCUGGACGACAGAAAGGUUCUGGCUCAGGAGAUCACUCACCUCAAACAGCAGAUGGAAGCAGGAGAGCGACCCGCUGCCAAAAUCAGGCGUCGGACACUGAUCAUCUCUGAGCUGGAGACCCAGGGGGCGCUGGAGACUCCUCUGACCAAACAGUUGGAGAACUUGGAGACAGAGAUGGGCCUCAGGAAUGCCCAGAUAGCUGACCUGCAGCAGAAAGUUCUCGUCGCAGACGGCGAGGGACGUUUGAAACAGCGCGUUGACAGCAUCACAAGCAUAGUGGAUGCAAAAUGUGCUCUGAGGGUCGCCAUGUCUGAACUGGUGUCGGCCAAAACUGCGAGCUCCAAGUUGGAGAGUGAAGUCAAACAGGAGAAAGAUAACUCACAGGAUCUAAGGAAGAGGAUGGCUGAUGAGAGGAAUGUGAUGUCCACCAUGGAUAUGGAGCAUCAGCAGCAGCUGGUGGAGUUAGAGCAGAGGCACCAGGAGAAGGUCCUUUACCUACUGAACCAGCUGCAGAACAAGCCAAUCUGUGAAGAGUCGGACAAAACAAAGAAAGAUGAGGAGAGUGCAAAGGAGAAGGAGCUUCUGCAGCGCCUCAAACUCCAGGAGGAGGAGCUCGAGAAGUUGCGAGAGUUAAGCGAGCAGAACCAGAAGCUGGUGGAGCAGAAUGAGCAGUACACACAGAAACUGUCGUUGCUCCAGCUGGCCAGUGUACAUAAAGCCCAUGUUCCUCCAACCUUGCAUGAAAGAAGCCCAGAUGAUUCAUUUGAUUAUGUUCCUCCAAAGCCUAAAGCGAAGCGCUUCACCACGGCCAAAGCACCUCUGAAUAUGGCCAUCAACAUUGAGGAGCUGAUGUCUCCUAGUGAGGACGAGAAAGACGAAGAACAAGCCGAGUGGCGUCCUGAGAAACCCGAGAAAGGGCGCAGAGCUUCGAAGAAACCAAGAUCAACUGGGUGUGCAUGUAAAGGUCGCUGCGGCAACAAGCAGUGCCGGUGCCGUAAAGGAAAGAUGACGUGCGGGGAGAACUGCCAGUGCGAUCAUGAGAAAUGUCGAAAUAUGGAUAACCAGGAUGUAAGUCGGGCAGACAGUGUUUCUCGAGACUCUGGAUCUCUUCAGGAGCCCUCAGCUGACAGUCCUGAUAACACCACCUUCUUCAAGCCGCCAUCUUGCACACCCACUAAAAAGGUGCUGAAAGAAAUUGGAGAUAUUGGACAUGCCACUACAGACCUGAAGCUGGCCAGGAAGCCUAUCUUAGCAGAGGAAGAGGAGGAGGAGGAGGAGGAAGACGAAGAGGACAGAACAACUGUCAGCUUCCUCAAGAAGAAGAAGAGGAUCCUGACGAGUUUUCAGAACAGCUUUUUCUCAGGAUGCACUCCGAUCAGAGAGGAGUCUUAGUCAGGACAGAGUGUAGAUUUUAACAUUAGGUGUCUGUUUAAUGUUUUGUAAACGUCUCUUUUGUAUGUGAUCAUUUUGUAUGUGUUGUGUCCUGUAACUUGAAAUAGUUGUUGAUUCUAAAUCUUUACUUUCAGGGGAGGGGAUCAGAGGGACUGUGAAUAGUAUAAACGUUUUACUGGAAAUUACACAUGAGAUGAUCAUCCUGUACAUAGUAUUUUAGUUAAAUGUAGCACAUGAUUUUCACCAUUAAGUAAGCCUAAAUUCACUAUGUUUCUAUUUGAAAUUCAAUUUUCAAAAGGUUAAACUAAUCCUAUUAGCGUUUCUUGGGGAGCAGCUUCGGUUUCUCACUAUGCUUUUACUGUCAGCUCAAUAAAGUCUUCCAGUCAAACCCUGUUUUUAAAAAACAAA